Thlaspi arvense is the source of this 1674-nucleotide messenger RNA. Lineage: Eukaryota; Viridiplantae; Streptophyta; Magnoliopsida; Brassicales; Brassicaceae. The record is from the annotation of a GenBank genome assembly.
AUGACCCACCAAACCCAGCGACGUCGCCGUCGUCACUCCGCCGUCUGUCACCGUCAUCCCACUUCCAAACCCACCACUGGUUUCUGUGCUACCUGUCUCCGCGAACGCCUCUCCACCAUCGAAGCUCUGUCUUCCUCCCUCGCCGCCUCCGAUCAGGUCCCUGAGCUCCGUCGUCUUCGCUCUUCCUCCCUUCGCGACGCAUCCGCCGCAGAUUUCGACCAGCCACGACGCAGAUCGUGUGACGUUAGGUCCAAUGACAACCGAUUUGCCGAAGAUGAAGAAGAGAGGCUGGAGAGCUCGAUUCGGUUUCCUUUUGUCCCAGAUUUGAAAGAGGGGGAAGAAGAAGAAGAAGUAGACGACGGAGAAGAUAUUAAGGGGUUCAACGAAGGUAAGGCGAGUAGGAGGCUUGUGGAAGAAGAAGAAGAAAUCGAUGAUGGAGAGCAGAAGACGAUGAAGGAGUUUAUAGAUCUGGAAUCGCAGAAUCACCAAUUUAAGAAGAACAACGGCAAAGAUUUGAAAGAGAUCGCUUCGGUUUUCAGCAGAACGCUUAAGAAAUUUUCACUCAAACAUCCGAAGAAUGGGAAAACUCCAGAUGCCGGUAACGGCGAAGCUUACUCAAAACGCCGAUCAGAAAUGAGUCUUGGCCGUCGCUCAUGUGAUGUGGAUCCUAGGUUGUCUCUCGACGCAGGUCGAAUCUCCUUCGAGGAGCCUAGAGCGUCAUGGGACGGAUGCUUGAUCGGAAAGACAUACCCGAAGCUGAUUCCGUUGUCCUCUGUGACCGAAGAUGCUAAAGCCUCGCCGGAGAAGAAAACCGGCGCUAAAGACGACGAGGAGGAGAAGAACCCUGGCGGGACAGCUCAAACAAGGGAUUACUACUUGGAUUCACGGCGGAGAAGAAGCUUCGAUCGAUCAUCGAGACAUGGAUUGCUCGAGGUUGACGAAUUGAAAGCUAUUGCCAACGCCAAGGUAUCACCCGAAACUGUUGGUUUGUUUCAUGGAGCGAAGCUGCUUGUUACAGAGAGGGAACUAAGGGAUUCGAAUUGGUAUUCCAUCAAAAACUACAAACCGGAGAGCUUGGAGUUAGCUUCUAAAGGCGUUGCUUGUGUUGCUGCUGGUGAGGUGAAGCAGGAUGGUUUCGGGUUGAAGAAGACUGGCAAGAAAUGGUCUAAGGGAUGGAAUCUUUGGGGAUUGAUUCAGAGGAAAACGGAUACAACGAAGAACGAAAUCAAAACCGAGCAAAGUAUGAAACUUGGAGGAAAUGCAAUGGAGGGUUCUCUUGCUGAGUCUCUGUUGAAGCUUAGGAGAGUAGCUAAAGGAGAAACCAAUGGUGACGUUAGCGAGAAACUCAUAAGAAGCUACAGCGUUAGUGCAAGGAAGUCUUGUGAUGGUAUGUUUCAUGGUGCUUCGAUUGUUAAUGGAUUCGAAGGUGGAAGAAGCUCUUGUGAUGGUCUGUUCCAUGGCUCUAUUACGGGCGUUGAGACAGGAAGAAGAAGCUCGUGCGAAGACGGAUUGUUUCAUGGCGGUGAAGGCAAAAAGAAUCAUCUUCUUCAGAGAGAUGCCAAGCUUGGUACUUACUCGCCAGACAACCUCAGAAAUGGUUUGGUUAGAUUCUACUUGACGCCAUUAAAGAGCCAUACGACAAGCAACUCCGGGAAAAGUAGGCUGAUGAAUUAA